Oryzias melastigma (Indian medaka) is the source of this 2774-nucleotide messenger RNA. Its product is annotated as serine protease 27. Gene Ontology annotation, molecular function: serine-type endopeptidase activity. The record is from RefSeq and is a predicted model, not a curated record. The transcript is spliced from 6 exons. Lineage: Eukaryota; Metazoa; Chordata; Actinopteri; Beloniformes; Adrianichthyidae. Bases 75 to 1085 code for a protein of 336 amino acids. Gene Ontology annotation, biological process: proteolysis.
UAGAGCUUGGGUAUAUAACCGAGAUAUGUACCAGAGCUCCAAGUCAGGUGAGACGGGGUGAGAAGAUCCUGAAGAUGGCUCUCCAACAGUCUGUGUGCGGGUUCACUGUGAUGAUCUUUCUGCUAUGCACAGGUUGUCAUUCACAGAUGCCUGCUUGUGGGAGAGUUCAAGUCAACACUCGGAUUGUGGGGGGUCAGGAGGCGGCCCCAGGAAUGUGGCCCUGGCAGGCCGUGCUGUUCAGCAACGGUGAAUUCUCCUGUGGGGGGUCACUGAUCACCAAUCAGUGGGUGCUAACAGCUGCUCACUGCCUCUCAAUUGAGGACCUCAACACCACCAGUGUUCAGCUUGGUGCCCAAAACCGCACCAGCGACCCCAACGCCGAGUCUCGAACCCUCGAGGACAUCGUCUGCCACCCCGACUACGACAGUGACACUUAUAACAACGACGUCUGCCUUCUCAAGCUCUCCGCCCCGGUGCAAUUCAACCAGUACAUCCAACCCGUCUGCCUGGCUUCACAGUCCAGCACCUUCCACGAUGGGACUUCCAGCUGGGUCACAGGCUUUGGAGACAAUGGUUUUGGCUAUUCACCUGACGUUCUCCAAGAGGUCAACGUGCCGAUCGUGGGGCCAAAUCGCUGCAGAUGCUACUACGGAGACUCCAAUGAAAUCACCGACAACAUGCUCUGUGCUGGACUCGAAAAUGGAGGAAAGGACUCGUGCCAGGGAGACUCAGGAGGACCCCUGGUGAUUCUAAGAGACUCCACCUGGAUUCAGGGUGGAGUCGUCAGUUUUGGUCAGGGUUGUGCCCAGCCUGAGAAGCCCGGGGUCUACGCCCGCGUGUCCGAGUACCAAGACUGGAUCAGCCAAACCGUUACCGGGAUGGAGCCGAGUUUCGUCACCUACUGGAUGGGGGGCAUGGACAUGGAUCAGCACUUCAUGUGCUCCACAAUGGAACCCCCCAUCGUCACCCCUACCCCCACUGACGACACUUUGUUUGGUGGGGCCGAACACCUGAGCCACUUCACACACAUCCUCUCUUUGUCGGCUCUUGCCGUGUUGCUUCACGUUUUUGUCGGCAGUAUGUAAAACCAACUACCUGAAACCUGGAAAUAUACGCACAAACAGAUUAGAGGCACACUUCUCUUUCUUGAAUACUUCCUGUCAUUGCGCUUCAUGUCAGUUCACACAAAACCACUUCUGACUGAAAAUAGUUCAGCCGAUUGGAAAAUUCUUUUAAAUUAGAUUUUUAGACCUGGUGGACAAAGCACUAACAGGAAGUAAUCAAUAUGUUUACCUUUCAUAUCACAACUUUAUGCUACAAUAUAGAAGGGAGAUUGUGACAUUCACACACAUUGAUUUUGUCUGACUUGUCAGAACACACAAAACUCCAAAUCAAGCAUUGUUCCUUUUUUAAAAAAAGAUGUUUCAUGAUGGACUUUAUGUUUCUAGACUUUUAUGAAUAAAGACACAAUAAAUAUCUACAUAUUGCAACAAUUUCAAAGUUUUAAUUUGUGACAAAAUACAAUAAAAAUAAUAUUAACAAGUGCAACACAUAAGAAACCAGAGGACAAAUGUAAAAAAGAUUAAAUGAGUUUUGUUCCAGUUUUGUUUAGCUAAAGUCUUUAAUUCAACAACAAAGAGCAGAAAUGUCUUUUAUGAGUUUUUGCAGUCAUUGAUAAAAUGGUGAUUGAGCACAGCAACACCGUAAAAAAAAGAAUACAUUCAUAACAUACACACAAACACACACAUUCUGACAUUGACGACACAGCGAGGACCAGGAAAAUCAUCCAAGAAGUGAGGACCAGCCUUUCUGCUUCAUUUACACACGUGCACACACUCAUAUUCUUACACUUACUACAUAGUUAGGACCAGGAAAAUCAUCCAAGAAAUGAGGACCAACCUUUCUGCUUCAUUUAAAGACAUAAACACACCAAUACAUACCCAUAUGCACGCAUAUGCAACCACACACCCCCUCACACACACCCCAUAUGCACCCAUACACCUCCACACAAGCACUCACACACAUACGCACACACACAUGCAUGCAUGCACACACUACAGCCAAAUGUUUAUAAUAAAGAAAGGCUGACUGAGUAUCAUUUUCUCUCACUUGUUCUACUAUAUAUUUUUUAUUCUAUGCCAGAAUAUAAUAAUUUGUUGCUGCUCAGCUUCCUCCACGACACUUUCAUCCCAAUGGAAGUGACAUGGAGGAAGCUUUCUAAAUGUGUACAGUUUGCACAUCUUAGCUCUUCAGGUCUUCGUUUCUCCUGUGGUGACCAGCUUGCUUUCCCUAAACCAGCUAAGGUGGUCCAGAAAUAAAGAUCUUAAAAGCAUGGUCCCUCCUGUACAAGUCUCACGAGAGGCAGAUCUUCGGGGGUAUACUUUACUACAGUUCCAGUUGCAUUAAUUAGAACCGUAAACUGUCACCUUUAUGACAUCACAUCCGUAGGAUUCUAAAUGUAAAAGAAGCUUCUGCUUUCUCUACCCAACCUAACAUUUCUAUAAUGGGCAUUUAUCAGGGAGAAAGUGCACUGAGUUUGGUUGAACAUUAAUUUCUUUACAAAAGUGCUAGUAAAAAAGCAUUUAAUUCAUUUUAUUAUUUAAAAAAAAAUGGUUCUUGGAGGAACUGAAACAUUUUGGACUUUUGGGUUGGAUCAAAGUUUCUCCAGAGCACUUUUACUGACCAACUCCAAUCAUCUUUAUAUAUAUAUUAUAAAAGCCUUCCCAGUGGUCUUUUAAUUAUAAUUGCACUGUUUUUAGCCCAAGUAAAAAAAA